This is a messenger RNA of Penicillium brevicompactum, 1056 nucleotides long. RefSeq names its product basic helix-loop-helix domain-containing protein. The transcript has 2 exons. Lineage: Eukaryota; Fungi; Ascomycota; Eurotiomycetes; Eurotiales; Aspergillaceae. The record is from RefSeq and is a predicted model, not a curated record. Gene Ontology annotation, molecular function: protein dimerization activity. The coding region runs from base 1 to 1056 and encodes 351 amino acids.
AUGGACCCAGCAUCUACCCUACCUACUAUAGAACUUCAAGCUCCAAUGACUCAAGCGACAAAGAAGAAGCGAAUCCGAAACUGGACGGCCGAGGACCGAGCCCUCCACCGUGAGUUCGAAAAGUCGCGCCGCGAAGCCUUCAGUGAAAGCCUCAUGGAAUUGACAAAAAUUAUUCCGGCGCUUCAAGUGGAGCCACGCCCUUCGAAACAUGUUAUACUGGACGCGAGCAUUGCCUACCACCAGGCUCAACAUGCAAAGUGUGUUCGCAUAAGCCAAGCCUUCGAGUCUAUGGUAGCAGAGCGCGAUGAUCUAUUGCAAGAGAUAAAUGUGCUCCGAGCUCUUUGUCAUCCGGGUACAUAUGCGCCGCGUCAGGCUAGACCAAUAGACUCCGCUGUGCUAGGCAUGUUAGCGGAGGAUAAGCUUUCAACUGCUGAUCCGACAAAUGAGCACGAGUCUAUCCAAAGCCCCACGGAGGCUCCCAGUCAAGCUAUUGGGACAUCCUUGCCAGGCUCUCAGCAGACUGCAAGUCUAUUGGCUGUGCCACAAGGAACGCUUCUGGAUACUACACAACCGAACCCGGCCAGGUUAGCAAAUGCACAUAAUCCCAUCACUUUGCCCGAGUGGAGCUGGAAAGAGCCGAGAAAUAUUCUGCAGCAAACCGCUUUCUCCCCAAGUGCCAUAAAUGAAGCCGCGCUUUCAUGGAACCGCCCCCCAACUGCCACACCACCACGAGAUGUCGGGCAUGAGUUUGAUGUUGACCAUCUAUAUCCUAUUGAUGUUUCAGCCCAAUUUUGGACACAGCAUUCAAGCAGCUUACAAGUGACGCCUCCUGGCGACAAUGUGGCAUUCGCGAACCUGGAUGUCUCUGCUCUGUUACAUCCAUACCCUUCUGUGAUGAGUAUUUUCCCACCAGAGGAAGAAAAUCUUGACACUUAUGGAAGCCCAAAUCUGGAAAUUUCAUUCAAUCCAAACACUGAACAACUGUCUAUACCAAUGGGAAACAUGGUCGGAGACGGCACCAACAAUCCACCUUCGACAAUGUGCCCAACAAAUUGA